AUGGCACCGCUCUCUCAUUUGGAGAUUGCCACGCAGUCCGUCCUGCGUCUCGUCAAGGAAGAGGCGUCCUACCAUCGCGAGCUUAAGGAACAGACCGAACGGGUUCAGCGACUUGAAGCUCAACAGAACACCGAUGACGAAAAUAGCGAAUACACCCUGAAACAAGAGCGUCUUGCCCUGGAUGAGACCAAGAGAGUCCUGCCUACACUCAAGCAGAAGAUCGAAGAUGCCAUAGCGAAGCUUCAGAGUCUAUUGACCGAAGAGGGCCAGAAGGGCACUGAGAGCAACGUCGAGCAUAUCAAUGCCGCAAAGGAUGCUAUUUCGAAAGCCAGAACAGCUGAGAGGGAGAUUGCUUGA
Molecule: messenger RNA, 357 nt
Organism: Aspergillus tanneri
Lineage: Eukaryota; Fungi; Ascomycota; Eurotiomycetes; Eurotiales; Aspergillaceae
Product: putative tubulin-specific chaperone Rbl2
Exons: 3
Coding region: 1-357 (118 amino acids)
Biological process (GO): tubulin complex assembly; post-chaperonin tubulin folding pathway
Cellular component (GO): microtubule cytoskeleton; cytosol
Molecular function (GO): beta-tubulin binding
Source: RefSeq, a predicted model, not a curated record